This is a messenger RNA of Tuber melanosporum (Perigord truffle), 1085 nucleotides long. RefSeq lists its product as uncharacterized. The transcript is spliced from 4 exons. The coding region runs from base 870 to 1085 and encodes 71 amino acids. The record is from RefSeq and is a predicted model, not a curated record. NCBI's taxonomy places the organism in Eukaryota, Fungi, Ascomycota, Pezizomycetes, Pezizales, Tuberaceae.
ACUCGUAGCACAACCCUUGAGAGAAAAUUUCUCCGUCUGCAAAGCGCAGAAGGUCGCAAUAGCCGACAUGAAGGCAGUUAUCAACCAACUGGCGAGUUCAACACCGGGAUGGGUUGAGAUCUACUCGCACCGCUUGCUCUUGCCUAUCUAUUCGACCGCUCGUGAACCUAGAAAAAUGUUUUUUUUUUCUUUUUUCUGCUGUCAGCAGGGCACGAUAUAGCCCCUACCGUAUAUCUUGUCCGGAGAGGGACCUAUGAUGGUUGGGUUUUGUCGCUGCAAAGCGAAGUCUCGAAGUGCGGCCAUCCCCUGCCCAGGUCGUUGCAAUCUCGCAUGCAGAAUGUGUAAGACCUAUGGAAAGCCCUUAGGCCCUGGUUCCACAACGUUCUAAAUGACACUUGAAUACCGGUAUAAUACUAGGAUUGAAUGGAUUUCGUGGAUAGGUUUACCCGCCGGGAAGUUGGUUAUUUUGACCAGCUAUGCCGGUGCAUUGUUUUGAACAAGCCAUUGGUAAUGCUCCUGGCGUUGUCCUUUGGCCCGAUGCGGGGGUGAAAAGACGGGAGACGGGGCGGAUAUUUUUUUCAGCUCGAGUUGCGAAUAAUUGGGAGUAGCAUUUAUGAUUUGUUGAAUCAGCAGGGUCCGGAGAGCUACUGCGGCUCGAAUUUCGUAGCAUCUUGCCCCCGCCGGUGGGCUCUGCUACUCCUGCGGUGACUAUGGACAGAAAGAAAAUAUAGAGACAAGUGCAACCGUGAACAAAGGAAAGAAAAAGAAAGGCCCGAAAUAGGUACAAAAAGCAGAAAACACCUUAAAAGCAACCAGCCCCCAAUAUACCAAAGUCGAAACAACUGACAGGAAAUAUUAAAGGAAUAUAUAUGAAGUCAUUCGACAACGUCGACCUCUUUUUGCUCCUCUUCGCCCAAGAUCAUGGCGUCGCGGUAUCGUUGCCCGAGGGCCAUUCGGCCGUUCCAGCUAAAUGGAUCGAACUUCAUGUAUUUCUCGGUAUCUUUCACAAGUCGUUUGAUGUCCUUGAUCUCAUCACCGAUCCCACCCACAAGCUUCUCGACAACACCAUCCAUCAGGGCUGUUAG